AUGCCUUCUUUGGCCACGCAGUUCCUAUCCACGAUUAGGGACCAUGUGGUUGCUCUGGACGGUGACAGCCUCGACGCCUGGCUGCAGGUCGAGCCCGGCGCAACAAGCCACGCCUAUCUGCAGCUCCGAGACGAGCUGAGGCAAGGCCUGGGUGUGAACAGCCAACUCGAGAAGCUGGUUGAGAAGUCCCUACCUGAAAUAGACGACCCACCGGAUGGCACUGGAUCACCAUGGCCCAGCUUCGUCACCUUCGUCAAGGACUAUCUGCUAUAUUGGAGGGAUGCGGAUUUCGAUGACUUGAUGAGCGUUCAAGAGUCGCUGUCGGGUUUGUUAACAUCUUGCGCGACUGCGCUGUCGCAUCCACAGUAUGGAAGCAUCAUGUUUCAGACCAGCAUGUCGCUUUCGGAGGCACUCUCCAAAGUCGUAAUGACGCUUCACCGGCGUCCUGAGUUGAUGCAAGGGCGGAGGUCUGUCGCUGGGGGCGAAGACAGCAAGUCCAUGGUCGAGCAGUCUGCCGACAUCAUCCAGAAGAUUUUCACAUCUUGCCUGACGGACAGAUCGACACAGCUGCUGCUUAACGUGUCUGCGAGCGGACCACCGCUUCAAUUAUAUCCGGCUGCACAACGGGUCACGUUCCUAUACUACCUGGGAAGAUUCAACUUCGACUGCGACAACUUUGUGCGCGCGUCUUUAUGCCUCGAGGAGGCCUACCUACAAACUCCACCAACUCUUCUGAGCCACCGGAGACUCAUUCUCACCUACCUCAUCCCGGCCAAUAUUAUGCUCGGGCGGUUCCCAAGUGAACUUCUGCUCGCCAGACCCGAGGCAGCGACGCUUGCUGCCGUAUUUCUCCCAAUUAUGGCAGCGAUCCGCAAAGGGAACUUUCUUGCUUUCCAGCAAGCAAUAGCAGCCAAUGAGCGCUGGCUGUAUCAAAAAGGCCUUCUCUUCACUCUCACCUUCCGCCUGCGCCCCAUUGUAUGGCGCUCUUUCAUCAGACACGUUUACGUCGCCGCAUCAUAUGUUCAGAAGCGCCUCGAAGGCUUCAUACCGGCACGGACGCAGCAGCAGCCAAAGCGCCAGUCGCAAACGAACAACAUCUUUAUGAUGGCUGUGACCAACAGCGCUGCGGAUGCCUCCUCUGUACUGAUGCCACCGCCAGGCGGGAAGCCAAGGAAUUUGAAGCCCAGUGAGGGUUUAUUCUGGGGGAACUUGCAGGUGACAGGCAAAGAAGUGGAAGGCGUAGUCGCAACCCUGAUUGCCCAGGGAUUGAUGAACGGGUUUCUUGCCCACUCGAGCGGCAGAUUCGCCGUAAUGGGAGCAAAGAAGGGCGGUGGGCCACUUGCAGCAGGGUGGCCGGCAGUCGUGAGGGUAGUGGCCGACAGGAUGGCGGAGGAUGGCGUCAAUUCCAACGAGGUCCCUGCCUGGGUAAAAAUGCCACCAGGUUACGCUUGA
Molecule: messenger RNA, 1452 nt
Organism: Diaporthe citri
Lineage: Eukaryota; Fungi; Ascomycota; Sordariomycetes; Diaporthales; Diaporthaceae
Exons: 4
Coding region: 1-1452 (483 amino acids)
Biological process (GO): transcription elongation by RNA polymerase II; post-transcriptional tethering of RNA polymerase II gene DNA at nuclear periphery; poly(A)+ mRNA export from nucleus
Cellular component (GO): transcription export complex 2
Molecular function (GO): RNA binding; double-stranded DNA binding
Source: RefSeq, a predicted model, not a curated record